Messenger RNA from Rubroshorea leprosula, 565 nucleotides. NCBI's taxonomy places the organism in Eukaryota, Viridiplantae, Streptophyta, Magnoliopsida, Malvales, Dipterocarpaceae. The record is from the annotation of a GenBank genome assembly.
AGCUUAUCUAGUGGGCAUCACCUCCUUAAUCAUCAAGCCACAAACAUUUUCACAGGUUGUCAAGAGUGAAAAAUGGAGGUAAGCAAUGAGAAAGGAGAUCACUGCACUUGAGCAAAAUGGAUCUUGGACACUUGAGUCAUUACCUCCAGGCAAGCGAGCUAUGAAUUUCAAAAGGGUUUACAAGAUUAAGUGCAAGCAAGAUGGGACAAUAAAACGUUAUAAGGCAAGGCUUGUGGCAAAGGAUUUCACACAAAUAGAGGGGCUGGACUAUCACAAAACUUUUGCCCAUGUGGCUAAGCUUGUUACAGUUCGAGUUUUGCUUCUUGUUGCGUCCAUGAUCAUGACUUUGAAAAAGGAAGGAAAAGGAAUGGAGACUGCGCUGUUGAGUUGAGAGGGGUAGUUUUAGGAAAAGAAAAAAUUGUUUCUAGAAUCAUGGGCAAAAGAUUCACUCCAUAAUUUUAAGUGUGGCAAUAACCCCACCAGUUUGUCUGCCUCACGAUCCUGCUACAAGCCUACUUGGUUAGUCCUCCACAAUUUAAAACUAGAUUAAAAACAGUAUGUUCAC